AUGGCAGACAUCAAAGGCACGACAGCGCGUCUGCGCAAAGCGUUCCGCUACCCAGACGACUCGUCAUCAACAAACUCCCCCGAGGCCAUGGACGAAGAAGCCCAGAACGAAUCCCACAACGCCUCCUUCCGGCAGCUCCUCCUCGCCCUCCCGGCCCUCGCCUCCCUGCCCUACCUCGUCGCCGUCUUCCAGCGCGCGUCCCACCCCCUCCUCCUCCUGACCCUGCUGGCGCUCACAUCCCUCGCCUCCACGGGCUACCUCCUCUACUCCCUGCCGCCCCCGGCCACGGGUCUCCCCCUCCUCGACGCCCUCGCCAGCGGACAGCAGCAGUCGCAGCAAGCCUUCAGCCUCCGCCAACAACAGCAGCAGCGCCGGCGCCGCCGGUCCAGCUUCUCCGUGGCGCCGGACCCGGCCCGCGGCCCCCUCGAGACCUGGCUGCCCUACAUGAACCUGGGGCUGUGCGCCGUCCUCGCGCUGCUGGGCCUGCUCGCCCGCUCGCGCCUGGCGUCCGAUGCCGGCGGCGCCCUGGGGCCCGCCGGCCUGGGCCUGCUGCCGGGCGUCGUGUACGCCGUCGUGCUCGUGGCCAAGAUGCUCAUGGCGGGCGUCGACCCGGAGCGGGAGCUGGCGGCGCUGCGGUACGAGUACAAGGGCGCGUGA
This is a messenger RNA of Thyridium curvatum, 657 nucleotides long. RefSeq lists its product as uncharacterized. The coding region runs from base 1 to 657 and encodes 218 amino acids. The transcript has 2 exons. Lineage: Eukaryota; Fungi; Ascomycota; Sordariomycetes; Thyridiales; Thyridiaceae. The record is from RefSeq and is a predicted model, not a curated record.